AUGACCAUUACAAUGAUACAGAUAGCCUUGGAUGAUAUCGAUGCCCGGCGUAUCUCUCUUGGCACGCUUGCCGGGCAGCUUUCGGGUUUUAUUGGCGGCGGAGAUGAAGUCCAGAAAGCAAUUUUGUAUGGUUUGCACAGCAAUGUAACUCAGCUUGAAAAGCUUUUGGAAACAUCUUGUGGAGGUGAGGGGUGUAAUUGUUAUGAUAAGAAUUUCCGUGAUGGAGAUCUUAAAAAUCUUCAAAAGCAAAUAAAUGACGUUGAUAAAAUUGCAACAAAAAUUAAUAGCCUUAAAAAGCAAAAAGAUGAAAAAAGUAAGGCGCCUGGAAAGGCGCCGCCCGGCAGUGAGUCUGAGAUUGAGGAGCAUAAGAAGAAACUUGAAGAGCUUAAAAAAGAAAUUUUCUCACAAAGUUCUCAGCUUACAAAGCAAAUUACAACUGUAAUUUCCGCUGUUCAAAGUAAAAUUUCUGAACUUCAACUCAAGAAAUAUUCAGUUGAUAGCCUUCAGUUUCAAGUGAAUGACCUUAAAAAGAAAAUUGAGGAGCAGAAAAAUAAUGAACAUCUUAAAAAUAAGCUUGAUAAAGCUGAAAAGGCUCUUAAAAUUGCAAAAGAGUCUUUCACUGAAAAAGAUUCUAAAUCUCUUGAAUAUCAUCAGAAGUCUUUGACGUCUCUCAAAAGUCUACAAGGGCUUUGUGAACAUUGUAAGGAUUUUAAAAAUAAUGAAAGUAAAGAUCCAAAAGAUAUUUUAAAUAACCUCUGUUCCGGCCUCGAAAAGAUUCUCGGCUACCAUGAUGGUAAUUACACCGGCACUGGCAUCGUGUACUCCGACCUUGACAGGCUGUGCGACGGGGUGAUGUCUUUCCUUCAUGGUGUUCUUGAGAGUGUGAAGGAGGAUGAUUCCGUUACAACUUAUGAUAUUCAUGAUACAAAUAAAAUCAAGAAUCUUCCUUCUAAAAUCGGUGAGUUUAUGCAUAAUGGUUCUAAUAAGUUUCAGGAAGCCAUCGCACAUGUCUCCAAUGCGCUGCGGGCGUGGAGCGGUGAGCUCGAAGGGCGGAAGAAAGCAUUUCAAGUGGCACUUAGUACACUUAAAGAUGACAAACUCACUAAUAUGUCUACUGCACUUAGUACACUUGAUAGCUGUCCACCUGAUAAGGUGACUGACGGGUUGCUGAAAUGCAUCCUCAGAGCAGGAGAGCUGGAGGAAGCUUUCUGCGAGGCACAUACCGAAUAUGACAAACUUGAUAGUUCACUUAAGAACAAACUCUUAGAUAAUAUGCAUAAAUUAGAAUUACAUGUUAGGACGUUCGUAGCAUCAGCCAGCAAUGGCGAGCUGUGGCAGCUUGUCGAGAUGGCGGAGUAUCAGCUGGAGGCGUUGAGAGAUAACGUAACCAGUAAAGUGAGGAACCGUGUGGAGCAGAUGAGGAAUGCCAUAAAUGAUGCAAUUUUGGAGCUUCGGAAAAAAAUUCAUGAAGUUAGUGAAGAAUUAAAGGGAUAUGUCGACAGCUUGGAGGAGUGGAUUAAGGAGGCAGUAAUAGUUAUAAAUGACAUAAUGCAAAAUGAUGUUGAGAGGAUUAUUGAUGAAGAGCCUGGUUGGCAAAAUCGAGAUAAAAUCAAUCGCAUUGCGACGGCGUUGAAGGACUGGGGAGAAAAUGUUAACAGUUAUGUUGAGAAGAUGAAAAACCAAAUAGGGGAGAAUGUGACAAUGGCGCUCCAGGCAGUGAAAACGAUGGACACUAAAGUGAAAGAGAAUUUGUUUAAGGUGAGGGAGGGGAUAAAGGGGGCGAUUUGGGAUCACGUUGAUCAGACGAUAGUGCCUACUUUUGCGAUGAUUAAAUCACAGAUUGUUAAUGAAACGGGGAAAAGUGGUGAACUAAACACGAAUUGGGGGGUGCUUAAAACUACAAUUACGAGGCUUGUUGGUUUGCUCACGGAUAAAGGAAAAGGCCUAAGGCAGAUUGUGGAACAACUAAACGAGUAUGUUGCAAAAUUCAAAAUACAAUCUAACGGUGAAUGUGGAUUUGACAAUAUAGUGCAGCAGUGGAUGGCUGAUAUUCUGGGGAAGGAACCGGUGACCGGGUAUGUUGAUCUAUAUGUCGAUAUUAACCAGCGUUCUAAUUACUUUCAGACACAGGGUCAAGGUGGGUUAAAAGAUACGAUUAUGAGAUACAUUAAGGAAAAUAUAGAACCAAAGCUUAAAGUCAUUGUUAAAAAGGUCCCUGCAAUAGGGUCAUCGCAGGGCACCGUUGAGGCAAAAUUAAAAUCUAUCCACAAGUCGCUUGCUUCUUUCGCAGAAGAGCUUACAGGUAACUCACAAAAUGAUGAUUUAAAAAGCCCUAAGAUUGUUUCGGAAAUUGUUGCAAAGUAUGAGAGUGAUGGGCUGUUGACGUCUCAAAGCGGAGGUAGAGGAAGACAUGACACCGGCCCUCUACAUUCCGCCGUAAAAAAUAUCGUCAGCGAACUUUCAGCUAGGGCCAGAACAGCCGCCUACAAACUUGCAUGGUUGGUUCGCAGCGGUGGCAAUGAGGCGAAUAUUGGUAACGUGGAGACGGCUAUAAACAGAGUCCACAAGAUCAAAGAGCAAUUUGAUGGCGAGAAUAACGUGAAUGAUAACUCAUGGCAAGAUUCCGGGUUUAAGAUAGAUGACGCAUUAAAAGCCGUUCAGCCCGCUAUUAGUCAGCUGGAUAUUGCUUUCAAAAAGCCCAAAGUUGAUGAAGUCGUUGACAAAAUGCUGACUGCGGAGAUCGGUCAGUAUGAUCCGCCUGCUGGUCGGCAAGGUGUUCCACCAUCUAAAGUCACACUUUCAGAUAAAUUCACCGGUUAUCAUGAAUACGUCAAACUAAAUGCUUCUUUAUCCACUCCACCAACCGGUACUCCAGAGGCAAACGAAGGCUCUCUUCCACAGGCGAUCAAAAAAAUUGAGACAGACGCCUCUGGAUAUGACGUCAAAGCCACAAAGGAAACCCUCAAAACAUGGUCCGAAGAAAUUACUCAGAACCUCACAGACCUUUUUAAAGCGUUUUCGCAAGCAGGAAGCAUUAUCCAUCGACUCCUGAAUAAUCUGAAAAAGGACAACAUAGAAACACAACUAAAACAAAUGAAGGAACUGAUAGAGAUUAUGAGGAAAGACAGAUUGGCCCCCCUCGCUGAGCAGGCAAAUAACAUCAUUAAGCUCACAAAUGAACAAAGCGCCGCGGCCAUUGCCGACAUCCAGUUCUUCGUCCAAACAGCAGUCGCAGACACCACCCGAGAGAUGCAGAAGAAAGCCAGGUAUGAAUAUCUAAAUAAGGUCGAUCCCAUGUUCAAUGGAAUGAAAAGGCAGGUGGAAAAACAAAUCGAGCAGAUUAACAAAACCAUAAAUGAUGACUCGGCGAGCGGUCCCAAAGGCCUCUUACGGAAGCUGAAAGGUAUCGUUGGCAGGCUUAAUCAACAUGGUGAUAUUACCGUAUUAUCCACUGGUUGCAGCGUUGUUGUCACCGGUCUCUUGGGUUAUGUGAAACAUCAAUUACCGGUGAAGAAUGAUAUUCGCAGCCGGCUAAAAUCACUUUACUUCUUCAUGCAGACAUUAUUCGAACAACUGUGCACAUCAAAACAUUUUGAUGACACUUUUAGUAAGAACUUAGAAACAUUAAAAACUAGGCUUGCUGCCAUUACACCUAAGCUCUUCGAAGGCCAACAAAACGGUGUGUUACUGGACGCGUUAUGCACCGGUUUGAAAGACAUGAUUGCCCAGUUGCAGAGAGUAUAUAUAAACGCCUAUGACGGCGCUGAUCCAAUCAAAGAAUGGUUUGAACCUCAGAGUUCUGUUCAAGCAGACGAGCCGGCUGUCGGUUCUCCCGGCGCUCCGAAAUCUGAGUUAACCGAUGACGGCAGGAACUGUGCAAAAGUAUUCUUCACCUUAGUACAAACUCUUUACGGGGACCUUCGCACCCUGAGAAGGGAGUGCAAAGAUAAGGCUGUGUGGAAUAAAAAGCAAAUUUACGAAAAUCUUGGCAAAGGUAAAAAUCCCCUAGGGGUCUUUCUCAAGGGUUGCGGGUAUCGUGUCGAUUAUGAUGACAUUAGCUACGACGGUGAAUUGCGCAAUAAACCGGACUGUAAUGGUCAGAAGAUUUUUGAUCUUCUCGAAAAUACCCAACAGAUCUUCAAGCCAGAUAACUCCGAUCCCGGUAAUUUGGUGAAUUUACAUGUAUAUGUUUCUACAUAUUAUGAAGUCUGCCACCGCAAGCAUACCGAGAAGCCCAAAGCGCCGUCUAGUGUAUAUCAUAUGUUACGCUGGUUAUGCGGUAUGCGGUAUAACGCAAUGUACAGCCAGCUCAGGGACUACGUUACUACGUUGAUAAAACCCCCCGGCGAUGUCACACAACCUAGCCAUGCCUGGAAAUAUGAAGUAGAUGCCACGUCGACUUUUACAGCACUCGAUGUUCAGUUCGCACUUCUCGAUGUUUGCAACCAUGCCGAAAUAAUCCUCACCUCCAUCCUAGGCCAUGGUCACGAGGAUGGAGUAUAUGCCGUCGACUUCAACACAAACGCCGACGGUUUGUCGUACCCUAGCAACUCCAGUCAAUGUUUUGAUAUGUUUGUAGAAAUUGUGAAUAGAGUCCACCAUCAAUUCUCCUUCCUGUGCGAGCAAUUCUAUUUUGAGUCUACCUACAGCAGUUGGCGCGACUGUUAUUACGGCAGAGAUGUCGGCGGCUCUGGAUGGAAACGCAAUGACAACCUAUGCCCUAACCAAGAGUGUAACCUAAGAACUAACCAAAACGCUGACCAAAGCGGUAACCUAAGUGCUAACCUAUCACCUAACCAAAUAUGUGAGCAACACCCCAAGUGCGGCGUCAAAUCGCCUUUACAAUCGUUCCUAGAGGACGGUUUACAAGGCUUUUUGCCGCAUUCCAUUUCUACUGUUGGUUGUGGAGUUAAGUGUACCAUGGCAAAUCAUAAUGGCAUUCCAUGUAAGACACCCAUGGGUUUCUCAGAGAUAAGCGUUAAAGCAUCGCAUACAAAGAAUGGUGAUUAUCUCAGGGAAGUCCUCGAGAAAUUCUGUGGUAAUCUAAAUUCACCUCUCCGAAAAGUGUGCUUGUAUAUCCGAUGUCUAUCACCUCGGACACCUCAAACACUAAACGAGAUGUUCGCGUUUUACUAUGGUUUCAUGCAUCACUGGGGAGGUGAUGGUAGAGAUCAUAGGUAUACUGCCUUUACAACUGCACUGCAGAAUGCAAAUUUUGGACAAGGGUACAAGGAGUUAGAUCCAACUGUCAUUUUAAACAGAAGUAAGCAUCUGGUCACUCAUAGUGACGGCGACUUGUCCAGUAUAGUAAGCUGCGACGGUGGCAACGCAUCAAACUGCGGUCGGUACCUUAAGCCGCUCGGUAUAGAUGUCAGCGGUGUUUAUUCUAAGAAACACGCCGACAAAUAUCUCUCCUGGAUCGUUUACCUUACUGAAACAUUUUAUGAUUUACUCAAGAAACUAUACGAUGACUGCGAUGCUAAAUGCGGUAACAAAGGUUCUAACUGUGUUGCCAAAUGCUGUGUUAAAGACUGUUCAAAGAAAUCAUCAUCGCAAAAAUCACCCCGAAUCCAUGACUCAAGAUGCCAAUCUAUUGUGACGUGCAAGUCUACACUACCGACAUUGUCAAAAUAUGGAUUCGUGUUUUGCCCUCUGGUCGCUGUCGCUCCUGUACCUGGCGCACAUCGCCGUCGUCCGCCUCGACGUCCUGAGGAUUCGCUCCCACCUGAGAUCACCCGCAAGCCACCGCAUCGCCGCGCAGUCGCUGCUCGCCGCCGCACGCGUCAAGGCACUCGCCAACGUCAAGUACUUCUCACCAUAAUCGUGCCUUCACGUGUGAUCUGUGUAUCACUCACCCACCCACCCACUCAACCACUCACCCACUCACUCAACCACUCACUCAACCAACCACUCACCCACCCACUCAACCACCCACCUAAUCACUCACCCACUCACUCAACCAACCACUCACCCACCCACUCAACCACUCAACCACUCAACCACUCACACACUCACACACUCAACCACCCACUCACCCACUCACUCAACCACCCACUCACUCACAUACUCAACCACUCAACCACCCACCCACUCACUCAACCACUCAACCACUCACUCACUCACUCACUCAAACACUCAACCACUCAACCACUCACCUCCCUCCUUCACUGGUCGCUUCGCUCCCUGCCUCCACCCCCUCCAUCACCUCCUCCGUCGGCGUCCUCCACCCAAACCCUCAUUUUCCACUUUCUCCCUCCACCUCCUAAAUCGCCUUUCCUCCAGCCAUCUUCCCCCUCCAUCGCCCUCUUUCGCCCCUUCACUCCCCUCACCUUGUCCACCCACCUCCCUCGCUGCCUCCUUGACCUAAAAUCGCCUUUCUCCAAACUCCCCCAAAUCGCCCUUAAAAUGUCCUUAAUAAUACCCUUUUUAAUGCUUACAUUUGCCUAUCAAUCUCCUCAAAAUGCCUCUGAAAUUGUCAAGUUUAAUAAGGAUCUUCAGUCUCAUAAUGCUUCCAAGAGGUCUCUUGAGACACUGAAAGAGCUUUGUGGAUAUGCUGAUAAAAUUCAAAAAAAUCUUGUUGACCAAAAUCCUUCUAAAAAUCUUUUAGAAAGCCUCUGCACAGGCCUCGAAAAAUUUCUCGGCUACGAGAAUGGUAAUUACACCGGUGAAGGAAUUGUGUACUCGGACCUCGACAGGCUCUGCGACGGGGUGAUGUCUUUCCUUCAUGGAGUUCUUGAGAGUGUGAAGGAGGAUGAUAACGUUACACAAUACAAUAAUUACAUUAAAUCAUCAAAUAUUAAUGAUGGUUUAGAUAAAGUUCUUCAACUUCUUACUUCUUUAAUUGGCACUGGGCGUGUUGGCCUUUCGGACUCUGUCGGCAGUGUGAAGGGGUGGUUGGAGAAAUAUAAUGAGGAAGUGGAGGAGAAGACUGAGGCGGUAAAAAAUGCGUUGAAAAAUAUCCGUGAUAAUAUUGCUGACAGGGAUAUUCAAAAGAUUGAACUUGCAAAAAGCAAUGGCCUUAAGGCAAUGCACGAGGCAUUUCGAUGGUCUCUGAACGAUCUUGAUGGCAAUAUGAAAACACUUCGGGAGAAUUCAAUUGGUUACAACGCAUUAGAUAAAGGCUUGAAAAGUAGAUUAGACAUAGCUUUAGGUAGAAUUGAAACUGGAAUAAAUGUGUUGAAGCAUAGUGCUGAGACUAAGGGGCUCAUGGAGAGGGUGCAAUAUAUGGAUGAGCAGUUAGUGGAACAGGGAAAGAAUAUUGAAAGAGAGAUUGAUUUCACAUCCAAGCAGCUUCAAAAAACAUUGGCGGACGAGUUUAAUAAUGUUAUAAGCCACAUUGAUAGGCUGAAUGCGAAGAAAGGAGAGGGAUUUGUUUACUUGAAGCGUGCUGUGGAGCAAGCGCAGACGUUUAUGCGUGAUAAGUUUAACAAUGAGUAUAAAAUUGAAAUAUCUAACCUUUUUAACGCGAUACAAAUGCAGGUCGAAAACGUUCACAGAGAACUACAAGAAAACAAGAUUGUGCUUGGUAGUAUGGUACAAUAUGUUCAGGAUCAUUUUAGGGAGAUUCAAAGGGGAGUUGGUAAUAAAACUAAUGGUGAUGGUAUAGAGCACAAUUGGCAUAUGCUGAAAGGAUGUAUUGAGUUGCAUUUGAAAAAAAUCUAUAAGUCAGACAAAUCGAAAAAGGAGGGUCAUCUUGGUGAUAUUGAGAACGCGGUGAGGGAGUAUGCUGGGGAGUUUAAAAAAGGACAGUUUAAAUUUAAAGUGGAGGAGUGGACCAAAGAGGUUUUAAAAAAAGGAGGGACUAUAUAUUCGUCAAUCGAUGGCUAUGUUGAAAUUAACAAGGGAAAAUAUUUUCAGAAAUCGGGCACCGAAGCUGAAGAAAGCGUUAUUAAGCAUAUUAGAAAGGUUGUAGAUCCGCAUAUUAACAGUAUUGUUGAGAUCCAUGAUAAGAAAGUUGAGAAGCUUGACGAUGCCGACGUCUCUACGAAUCUAACAAAGAUAAAGGAUUCUAUUGACUCAUUUGCUAGUCAACUUGAAGCUCACAUAAAAUCUUCCAAAUUCAAAAUUUCUAAUAUAGUUACAGAGAUUGAACAAGAGUAUGAGAGGGAUAACACUUUACUGGUUCAAGGUUCAGCUAGGGGAACCCAUGACAAACAGCUUCUCAAUUCUGCCGUAAAAAACAUCGUCAGCGGAGUAGCCGCAAAGGCCCAGAGAGCUGCCGCAGAACUUGAAUGGUUCGUCAAAAAAAUAACUGUUGACAAAAAUAAAUCCAACUCCUCCAUCGCUGCGGAGAUCGACGCUGCCAUUAAGCAGGUCGAAGAGAUUAGCAAGCACAUGAAUGGUUCAGAUAAAUCCAGUCUCGGCAAUAGGAUAACCACCAAAUUUGCGGAAGUGAAAGCAAACAUCGAUUUACUUGGGAACAUAGUAGGAACAACCGGUCAAGAGCUCAAAACUGAAGUCGAUAAGCUCCAAUCGGGUGUUCUUGCUAAGCUUGAAACUCUCAAAAAAUAUGAAAAUGGUACAGGUGAUGAGGUUGUCAUAAAUGAUAAAAAGCAAAAGGCUGAGGAGAAAAUGAAGCAUCUGAGGGAACAACUUGAUGAGAAAAUUAAUUACAUUGGAGAGAAAGUCAACGACGCAGACAGAUCGUUAAAAGGCACCAUUGAUGCCGUCAUUAAUGCCGUGUCUGUAGCCCAAAGACAAUCAAUGAAGUCCGUCCAAGACCUCCAAACAACGCUAAUUCAGAAAGUAAAAGACGUAUUCAACAUCCUAACAAAUCAGGUUCAAGACAUGUUUGCUGACCAAACGAUAGCCCAUUUGACCGCCCUAAAAUCCCUCGUUUCCGCCCAGCUCGCCGAAAUAAAAUCCAUCAUCUCCCGCGACAGAAUCACCGGCCCAAAAGGCCUCUUACGUCUCGUGAAAAUUUCACUGCGAUCCAUAACAUUUGACCAUAAAACAAUGCGUCCCUUAGCCGUCGAAAUCAAAAAAUACUUCGAAGAUUUAUGCCACUAUUUACAAUCUCAAUCCGACAUCACCGACCAAGCUCCCCAAAUCAAGACACUCCACGCCUCCCUGGAUAACGUCUUCGACAAACUGCUCCACCACCAGCACUUCCACCACGCCGUCUCCACGGCGCGGCAGGCCUUCGAAGACGCGCUCCAACAAUUCCCCGCCGACACGUUCCCCGACGCCCCCAAAAGCGUGCUUAAGCCCCUGAAGCAGGGCCUUGAGAAAUUCGCGCAGGAGCUACGCAAGCAGUACGUCAGCAGGUACUCGGGAGCCGCGGAACGCUUUGAGUGGACACAAAGCGUUGAUGAUACAAAACCUCAAGAAACAGUGCCGUCGGAAAAAGCGAUGAAAUGCGCUAAAGUUCUGGUUACUAUUAUGGACGGGGUACAAAAACAUUUGGGCGAUUUAAGUAGAGAAGGUAAUAACAAUAAGACUACGCAAAUUCAUUCCGGUUUAAUUAAUAAACCUGGCGCCCCUGCGGGUAAAAGUGGAGCACAACCGGAACAAAUUAAAAAUGCCCUAGGAACAGCCUUCGCAGCCCGAGGCUUCAAUGUGGCGACCGACAAGGACAAGCAGGACGGUGAACUGCAGAGAUCUGAUCAGAUGCAGGGUUCACAUAUACAUACUAGGAUUACGCAAGAAAUAACCGGCGCGAAGAGCAUUCCAGGCCUCAUGAAAUGGAAGGAAGAACAGAAUGCGAAGCAGAAAGUGAAGCCCUCGGGCGCUGUGAGUAUCAACAUCAUCGACAUUGUUGAUUACCUUAUCGAACACCUUGUCAACUAUUACAAGGUGUGUCACUACAUCCCUCAGAGGACACGGCCACCGACCACAGUAUACGAGAUGCUCCAAUGGGUCACCGGACUUAAGUACAAUCACGUGUACGACGGAGUUAAGAACCACAUUAAGACAUUGUUCCCUAAGCGUGAUGGGCAUACAAAUGAUCCCGAUUAUUCCAGAAUAAAAUCCUCCGACCUUAAACUACCUGCCACCACCGAAAUUAAGUAUGACGAGCUGGCCGAUGCACUUGGCAAAGUUUGCUCGAGAUCCAGAAGCACACUUAAAGCCAUACUAGGCCACGGCCAUCCCGAUGGCCGGUACGCUGUCGAGUUCAAUACAAACACAGAUAAUUUAUCGUAUCCUAGUAGUCCAGCACAGUGCUUUGAUACACUUGUAGAUGUAUUGAACAGAAUUUACCAUCAACUCCGUUUCUUAUAUGCUCAGUGUCAGAAUGGCCGUAGUCGGGGCGGAUGGGAAGAGUGCCAUUACGGCAGGUACAUCGGUGGCUCAUCGUGGUCCUGCAAUGAGAAGCAAUGUGCUAACCUAGACUGCAACCUAAGCGCUACCCAAAAGGGCAACCAAACAGCUACCCAAAACACUAAGCAACGCUGUGACCAACAUCCUAGCUGCGGUGUCAAAUCACCACUUCAGUCCUUCCUGGAGGACGGCUUAGUAGGCUACUUGCCUCAUCGACUCACUAAAGUUGGAUGCGGAGUGAAGUGUUCCCUUGGUAAUCACUUUGGUAAACCAUGCCUCACUCCCAUGGGUUUUGCUGACAUUGGUAUUGCUGCUUCGCGUACGCGAACCGGCAAGCAUUUUUUUAGCGCACUUUACCGUCUCUGCGGCAGGCCUGAGUCUCCCCUCACCAGGAUUUGUAGUAUGCUUAGCUGCCUGCUUCGACGCGCACCUCAAACCCUGGGUGACAUUUUAGCGUUCUACCAUACAUACCUUCAGAAUUAUAGUGGCUCAGGAAAGGAACAUAAAAUAACGGCAUUUGAUAAAGCCGUGAUCGACGCCAACUUUGGGAACAACGAAACAAAGCUGCAUGUUCUAUCCAUACAAGGCAGCAAGAAUCAUUCUGAACAACAUAGUAAGGGUGAUCUGUUUGGCCUUCUGGGAUGCAAUCCUAAAAGCACCACGUGUCUACCCUGUGGACCGUAUUUAGGGUCAAUCAGCGAAGACAUCAGGUUGCAUUAUUCCAAGGAGCACGCCGGCAAUUAUCUGUCUUGGGUUGUAUAUAUAACGGAGACGUUCUAUGAUCUGCUCAAACAGCUAUGCGAAGAAUGUUGCAAUAAUUGCAAUAAACCAGGUAUCAACUGCCGUGGUAAGAAAUGUGACAAAACAUGUAUAGUUAAAUACACAACCAAUGAAAAUGGAAAGUCUAUCUCUCCAGCGAACGGAGACAAGCACACCAAUGACUGCAAAACCAUUAUGAAUUGCCCCGCCACCCAUCCAACGCUGUAUGCAUAUGGCUUCACAUUCGGCAGCCGCUAUCAACUAUCCGGUGAAAACGGCAGCGAGAGACAACGUACAUGUGAAGAUUUCUGUCAGGCAUUAGAAACAGUAUGUUCAGACAGCUCUCUCAUCGCUCGAUUGGUACACGAAUACAUACCUAAAUUCUUGUGGGCCAUAAGAGAGAAAUUCUCCAUCACUCUCCUCACCCUCUGGUCCCUCUCUUUGCUCUACCUGCUGCACAUCGCCGUAGUCCGCCUCGACGUCCUGAGGAUACGCUCCCACCUGAGAUCACCCUCAAGCCACCGCAUCGCCGCGCAGUCCCUCCUCGCCGCCGCACGCGUCAAGGCACUCGCCAACGUCAAGUACUUCUCACCAUAA
Molecule: messenger RNA, 11616 nt
Organism: Babesia ovata
Lineage: Eukaryota; Apicomplexa; Aconoidasida; Piroplasmida; Babesiidae
Exons: 3
Coding region: 1-11616 (3871 amino acids)
Source: RefSeq, a predicted model, not a curated record